Molecule: messenger RNA, 870 nt
Organism: Penicillium brasilianum
Lineage: Eukaryota; Fungi; Ascomycota; Eurotiomycetes; Eurotiales; Aspergillaceae
Source: the annotation of a GenBank genome assembly
AUGCCUCCUUCAGUCCCUGAUCCCCAUGAUCGCUCCAGUGGUACCCGAACUCCAAGGGAAGAUCUCGAUCUCGUGGCUUUCAAAAAAUGGGAGGUCUACAGUGUCGACCUACUCCGUGUCUGGGACUUCGCCAAGGAGGGAUUCAAAGACAUCCCGAAAAAUGUGCGUCUGAGCGAUGAGGCCGCUUUUGCAAUAUCUGUGUUUAUGCCUCGGUCCCUCCGUGCCAUCUAUUAUCCGUACGAUUUCGACUCCCAUGGUGAUCUUCGUGAAUUUCGCAUCGCCCAAGACCCACCUAUGAUCAUCCAGUGCCACGGCAUCAAUUGGUUCCCUGUCUAUCGCGGUGUGAACAUCCUCUGCGGUUCCUGGUGGCCAGCAUGUGGCUGGCUUCGAGGCGUUGAUUUAUCACCCGAAUAUGGCUACACUGUUGGUGAAUAUGCCGCUCCCCCGGAAGCCGUUGAAGCAUGUACGACUCCAUUUCAGCUCAAUAGUCACCAGUUGCGUCCUUCCCCUUCCGGUGUCAGCCCUGACAUGCUUCUUCUGGGCAUUUGUCCUCCUGUCUCCUUGGAGGAUGCUAUUUCCCGCCAGGGCAUCGCUCUCACCAUGGAUAUCGAGCCCCGCCGCAUCGCUGUCAUUGGGUCCAAAGCGACAUACUGCAUUCGGAAUUUGACUAAGAUCAAAGGCUUCCACUACCUUGCCGGCCCUACCUCUGACCCCAAGGAUUCAUCGCAGAGUAUCCACCGGCACCGUUCAUCAAAGAAGGUUGAUCUCCAAAAGGUGUAUGGCGGUCCAUACAAGAAUUUCACUACCACAAAGGCUCAGAAGAAUUGGGAAGGGGAUGCGACUGUUCAAGAUACAUGUUCUGCGGGCUGA